AUGGAGGAGCCAACUUUGGACGAAAUGCUGGAGGCCCAUUCAUUACAAGUUUACAACCACAGUUAUGACUAUGAUGCUCCCAUUGAUGAAUAUGGAAAAUCUUCCAAACAGGUUGGCCUUAAAGGAGAAGCAAUGGAUUUGGUCUCUCCAAAAGGAGGGUCAUCAGUUGAUUGGUUCCGAGGCUCACUAACUACCCGAACCAAACAGACGUUGAAAUGGUAUAAGGUAAGGAUUUCAAGGUACCAUGUUCCUGGGUCCUGGUUAAAGCCAACACAAAAUCUGGUGGUAGUGGUUGAGGAACUCGGUGGGGAUCCAUCAAAGAUAACCCUGGUGAAGAGAUCAGUGACAGGGGUUUGUGCUGAUUUACAAGUACACCACCCAAACGCUGAAAAUUUUGAUAUCGACACAGCCAUGAAGAAUCGAAAACGCUUCACCAGGCCCAGGCGUUAA
Molecule: messenger RNA, 450 nt
Organism: Prunus armeniaca (apricot)
Lineage: Eukaryota; Viridiplantae; Streptophyta; Magnoliopsida; Rosales; Rosaceae
Source: the annotation of a GenBank genome assembly